AUGAUUGAUGCAGUACCGACGUACUAUAAAGACAUUGAGGUCGGUACUAAGCAUCAGUAUCUUAGAUAUAAAAAACCAGGCGACAAGUACGGAAAAUAUUAUGUUAAAUGCAAUGAACUAGUAAAGCGUCCUGACGGAACUAUAUGCCACUGUGCAAUGGAAGAAAUGCGUGAGGAUCAUUUCAAAAAAUGGAUCCAAAACAAACGGCACAUAUGCACACCAGGAGAAGUAGCAUCACAACAAACAAUCGAUCAAUACUAUCAAAACGUCCCAGCAACAGGGCUUACACCUAUAUCGUUAGGGGAUAUCUAUGAACAGCUUGCUACAUUUACUGGAAGAUUUAACUUGGCUCUGAAUACCUUCUCAAGCCCAGAGUUUACAAAGCUAGUUAAAACCAUUAUAAUGUAUACUGCAGACUCGAUGAUAUUGAAGUUCCCACAGUUACACAAUGUUAACAUCAAUGUUGAUAAACUAGCUUCUCAAAUAUACCAGCCUAUUUCAACUGACAAACUAAGGCAAACAAUGAUACAAAUUGCAAAUUCAAUCCAUGUUGCAAAAGUUGAUGAGUUUGCUAAGCUUGCCUGUACCUGUGUUGCCAUUGAUGAGGGGAAGACUCAGCAGUUUCACAAUCUGGACUUCUCCCUCACAAAUCCUCUGCAAAGCAAGCGGCCCUAUCCUGUUGAGUCAAUCCAAAUGAAUGGUGGAACAUCUGAAGAUUAUAUCCACUCGCUUACUCAAGGAUUUAACAGAAUCUUCAUUAGAGAUGUUAAGAUCAGCAGUGUAGUUUGCGAUGGCAAUAAAGCGCAAUUGAAAUGUUUUCAGAAAGGAUGGAAUCAAUCGUUCUACAACUCAAAUGACCCAAG
Messenger RNA from Trichomonas vaginalis G3, 863 nucleotides. RefSeq lists its product as uncharacterized. The record is from RefSeq and is a predicted model, not a curated record. The annotation marks the transcript as partial. NCBI's taxonomy places the organism in Eukaryota, Parabasalia, Trichomonadida, Trichomonadidae. The transcript has a single exon.